This is a messenger RNA of Phaedon cochleariae (mustard beetle), 536 nucleotides long. The record is from the annotation of a GenBank genome assembly. NCBI's taxonomy places the organism in Eukaryota, Metazoa, Arthropoda, Insecta, Coleoptera, Chrysomelidae.
GAAUAGAGGGAAGUAUAAAAGAUGCGCUUCUUCAUCACGUCUGCAGUUAAAGUAUUUGGGUGAAUAAAUUGUAUAAAACCGUGUAACAAAAAUGAAAAUGAUCUUUGUCCUCUUCGCCAUCAUGGCUGUGGCUGCUGCCGCCCCUCAACAGGCAGAUAAGGAUGCCGUUGUUACCAAAUACGAUAGCGAUAAUACCGGAAUCGAUGGAUACAAUUUCGCAUUUGAGACGAGCAAUGGCAUCUCCCAACAAGAAUCUGGUCAACUAGCAAACGUAGGGAGUGAAAACGAGAGUAUGCAAGUCAAAGGAUCAUACACCUUCAACUGGAAUGGAGUUACUUACACAGUGACCUACAUUGCUGACGAAAAUGGAUUCCAACCUCAAGGAGAUCACAUUCCGAAAUAAAAAUAUUCGAUAAUAAUGAUGAUCAAUGAUAUUUUUUCCUAGAGAUCUCUACAAUUUCUGGAAAGAACUGUUUGUUAUUUUUGCUGUAAAUAUUUUUGUAAGUGAAUAAAAGAAUGAUUCGAGAAAGCCAAUA